Messenger RNA from Cornus florida, 1468 nucleotides. RefSeq lists its product as uncharacterized. Bases 400 to 1176 code for a protein of 258 amino acids. The transcript is spliced from 5 exons. Gene Ontology annotation, molecular function: peptide-methionine (S)-S-oxide reductase activity. Gene Ontology annotation, cellular component: cytoplasm. The record is from RefSeq and is a predicted model, not a curated record. Lineage: Eukaryota; Viridiplantae; Streptophyta; Magnoliopsida; Cornales; Cornaceae. Gene Ontology annotation, biological process: cellular response to oxidative stress.
GGAUCAAAUCAAAUAAAAACAGAAUUAAUUGUAAUAUGAUGUUCUUAUAAUAUCGAUCUCUAUAUAUAUGUCUAUAUAUGGUAAUGGCACAUUUCAGGCGGCGGGAUCGACAUAGUUUUAUAUAUGUAUAUAUAUUUAUAGUGUAUUAAAAGGGUCCUGUACACACCAGACAAACAAGAAAAUGCUUAGAAGCUGUUCUCAUUCAAGUGACAAUUGACGCCAACAUAUUCAAAUAUUCAAAUUUUAUUCAACACAGAUAGUGAGGAAAACUGCAGGCAUGUUCACACUUAAUUGAUAUGUACUCAGACUCAGACUAGUCAUACUGUGUGUCUUAUAUAUAAAUACACACACAAAAACUCUUUUUAGUUCUGAUUCCAUUAUUAGUUUCUACACACCAAUAUGUACAAAUUACUCCCUCAACAAUCUAAACCUCAUGACCAUCAUUUUCCCAUCUCUGAACGCACUUCAACAGUCAUUGUUCCAUCAGAGUUCCUAUCUGAAGCAGUGUUUGCAGGAGAUAGUUUCUGGAGUCUUGAAGCUGCAUAUGGGCGUGUGGAUGGUGUCGUCAAAACAGUCACAGGCUACUGCGGAGGAACUCUCACAAAACCAACAUACAGAGAGGUGUGUGAAGGAAGAACAGGCCAUACUGAAGCUGUAAAAAUCACAUACGAUAACCGGAAAAUCUCAUACAGAUCUCUAUGUGAUGCAUUCUGGGAAACCCAUGAUCCUACGAACAAAGACUUUCUUAAUUUUGGGAUAAGCACACAUUAUAGGUCAGUGAUCUUUCACUCGUCAGAGGAGCAGAGGAAGCUAGCGCAAGAGUCAAAGAUCAGACGGCAGAUGAAGCUCAACAGGAGGAUUGUUACCAAGAUCAUUCCAUUUGAUGGCGAUUUCUUCAUUGCAGAGAACUGUCAUCAGAAGUAUUAUCUGCAGAAAUAUUGUGGGCUUUGUUCAAGUUUGAGUCUUCGCAGCACUGAGCAAUUUGCGGAGUCAAAUAUCGCUUGCAAACUCAAUGGGAUUUUAACUACGGAUUUGAAAGUAAUUAUCGAUCAAUUGGCAACAUUUGUGAAAGCCAACGAGUUGUCGAUGCAGAUAAAGUCAGCGUGCGAAGAAAUAAUUGAGGAUUUAAGAAGAAAAGAAGAAGAAAACAUUCCGUCUCCGAAGACUGCGUCUUAAGGAAUUUUUGUGGCAAGAGAAAUGGUUUGUAGUUUCCAAACUACCUUGGUUUUUUUUUUUUUUUUGGCUCCUUCCCUUUUGAGUGUUCGGAAUGCAUGGAUGAACACAAGGCUGAGCUACACAUCUAAAGGAAAUUGCAAAUGGAGCACUCGAAACAUUUCAACAAAUCAUGUGGUAUUAAUUUCAAGGGGGUAAACCUACCAUACUAACAAUUUUGAUUAUUUUACCCCAUGUGUGCCGGUCUUGUUAAUUAGGCUGUGAAAUGACAAAAUUAAUUUUAUUUUUUUAAUUU